This is a messenger RNA of Trypanosoma rangeli, 2046 nucleotides long. Its product is annotated as putative protein AF-9. Lineage: Eukaryota; Euglenozoa; Kinetoplastea; Trypanosomatida; Trypanosomatidae. The transcript has a single exon. Gene Ontology annotation, molecular function: histone binding. Bases 1 to 2046 code for a protein of 681 amino acids. Gene Ontology annotation, biological process: regulation of transcription by RNA polymerase II; chromatin remodeling. The record is from RefSeq and is a predicted model, not a curated record. Gene Ontology annotation, cellular component: NuA4 histone acetyltransferase complex.
AUGACGGUAUUCACACGGGUCUUUACCAUCCACUUUGACGGCAAUGUGUACGAGGCCUCAGCGGAUUGCCGCGUCACUCGCACGUUACGCGAACUUCUUCUCGCCACGCUGCCGCCUCCGCCUCCGCCCCCGCCGUUAAGGCACGCGGCGAGCUGGGUAGAGGGCUAUACGUGCUCCUUCGGUGGACAGCGUUUGUCGCUUGCGGCAGCCACAGAAGUGGCGCCGACUACGUUGUAUGUGACAUUGCCCGCACGCAGCGGCACUGGCGGAAAGGCAGCCGCCAGCAGAAGUGCAGGCUCGUUGAAGCGUCGGAGGCCAAACAGCCCAGGGAAGGGGGAAAGCAGCGCGACCGAGGGCGGUAACGACGGCAAGGAGAACAACAACAACAACAAUGGCAGCGACAGUACCAGCAGUGGUGACAGUAACGAUGAAAGCGGGGAGGAUGUCUUUCGAAGCCACCGUCAACCGUACUGGCGUCCUCGUGCAGCACAGAGCAAUAGUAGCAAGAACAACACCAACAACAGUAGCAACUACGAAGAGGAAGACGAGGAUGAGGACGAAGAGGAAGGUGAUGAGGAAGAGAAGCAGGACAUGUACAAGUCCUGCAGCAGCAGCAUUGCGAUGUGGCAGGAUAAAGCGGACAGUGACGGAAGCAACGACGACGUGAGCAGUUGCGAUGACCGCCAACAGGAGGCGGUGCUACCCAUUAUUGUAGGCGGUGUUGUACGCCUCAUAAACAUUGAAAGCCGUGACAGGAGCCACCAAUGGACUGUGUACAUCCGUGGCCUUUUUAACGAGACGGAGUACCUGGCACAAUGCAUUGAGUCGGUGCGGUUUAUCCUUGACCCUUCCUUUGCACCGAGUGAGCGUGUUGUGCGGACGGCACCAUUUGAAUUGACGGAGGUGGGUUGGGGUGAAUUUGUUGUCAAGAUGCAGGUGCAGCUGCGGCACUACCCACGGCCCAUUCGGGUGAUGCUGUCCUCCUCCUCAUUUGCUUCAGCGGCAAACUGUGAGUCGGAGAUUAAGGUGGCGUCUAAUUUUCUGGCGUCGCAGCCGAUGGUGCCACUGUCGGGUCUCACACGAGGGCCCAUCUUGUCGCCUGUCGUGCAAGUGCUCAGCCAGCAUCGCUACCAUGGUGGGACGGCUGUCAUGUCACCAACGUCCACGGUGGCCGCGGUUUCUGGUAGCAGCAGACGGGGCGUGGUCAAGACAGAGGUAAAGGUGGAAAAGGAGGACUCAAGCAGUGACACUAACAGCAAGUUUCGUAAAGAUAACGUGCGGCCGAGCGAGGUCCGAUCCCCCGGACAGCCAACGCUUGCAACGCUGGAAAUGUCUCCUGGUGUUGUGACGCUUUCUCACCUGCUGCGGUUCUCGCACCGUCCUCGUCGUGCUCACUGCAUUCCGCCACUUGGCAGGCCCUAUGAGCCGGAGGAGCAUGUCGGGUACACAAUCGUGCAGACACCAGUUGUGACGGAGCAAUACGAUGAGAUUGUUGUGCCGGAUCCGCCUGCGCCUAUACUGGAGGUGGCGGAGGCUUUGCCACGUAUGCUGCGUCGCCGCAUCGCAACUGUCAAGACGGCCCGGGCGAUGGCACAACUGCCACAGCAACAACAGAGACUUCUUGCUAGCGGUGGCGCUCCAUUUGGCGUUGCCGCGGCGUUCACUGACAAUGGUGUGUCGUGCUGGGAGUACAUUCUGCAGGAGGAGCCUGACGAUGCUGUGCUGGCGGAGUCGUACCUUGAGAGUGUUGGGGAGACCGUGUUGUCUCCGGCUGGCGCACAACACCCUAGCAUCGAUGCGUUGGUGUCCCCACCCUGUGCGGAUACUCAAAGGCAGGAACACGAACAACCGCCGCCGCCUGCCUUUUAUGGCAUUGAGUCCCCCGUCGUUGUAAAGCUGCCUCGUGGCCGGCGGAAGCUCGCGGGCGCGGAGAUAGAUCUGGCGGCGCUAAAAACAGCAAAGAAAGGUCUUGUGGAGGCCAUUGAGAAGAUGCGGCGUGAGUUGGUGCUUCGGCAGGCCGCGCAGACGUACCAGCACUACAGAUAA